Molecule: messenger RNA, 2928 nt
Organism: Thermothelomyces thermophilus ATCC 42464
Lineage: Eukaryota; Fungi; Ascomycota; Sordariomycetes; Sordariales; Chaetomiaceae
Exons: 3
Biological process (GO): regulation of transcription by RNA polymerase II
Cellular component (GO): transcription regulator complex
Molecular function (GO): DNA-binding transcription factor activity, RNA polymerase II-specific; RNA polymerase II cis-regulatory region sequence-specific DNA binding
Source: RefSeq, a predicted model, not a curated record
GCGCAGUGCUAUUCACCACUGCCAAACCACGAACAUGAAGACCGCCAUCCGGGCUCGCCUUGCAGACAGUGUCUCCAGGAAUUGGCAGGAAACGUUCAACUCCCGCACAUGGCCUGGUAUGGCCAGCAGUUUGAAGCCCUUUCAUCGAUCCCGCCAUCGAUUCCGCCAUCGAUUCCGCCGGUGAUGGCAGCACCCGUCUUGCGAACGCAGUCACUUGGGCCAGACUAUGGCACGCCGGCGUACCCCAGACCCCAGCAACGACAGGAGGCUCGCCUGCGCGGCAGAAAGCAGGGGCGAGGGUCUAACCCGCUCAUGCCCCUGCUGACCCAGGCGUUCCAGAACUACCGGAAGAAACAGGCGGACAAGCCAGAACAGAAAUGGCCCGAGGCAUUGGAGGGGCACUUCCUUGACGGUAAGUCUACCGAGCAAACAAAGGCACGCCCCCCUAGUGCCGUCCCUUUCUCACUUCUACUCAUCCCUCAGAUGGGGCGCAGUAAAUAUAGCAUAGAGCAGCGUCAGCAGGGGCGGAACCAGUUGAUUGGAAAGUAUCUGUGGUUAGCCUCUUGCCGUGACCUGGGCCCCGGUGAGAAACCCAGCGCUCUUCUUCUGGAGAUUCGGGGAGAGAAAGGAAGAAAGAGGGUUUCGAGUCACAUCCAGGUGGUCAGGAACUUCUUUGCCGCUCAUCGUUGCCUUCACUUUCUGUUCGGCCCACGACAGAAAGACAAGGAUGACAAAGACGAGCGCCACAUCGAGAAGGUGUCGCUCAAGAACAAUCCGAUCCUGAUUGCCCUGUCCGAGAAUCGGAUGCCCGAUCAGCGACCCAACUACGAGUACUUUGCGCAGAUUCUCGCCCUGAACGAACAGGUGCAGUUCAGGCCUCGGCGCUGCUGGAUCUUUGUCUCGCAUCCGGACGUGCUCGUCAGCAAAGACGGCUCGGGGUACUUGCCCACGACAGGCACCAAGCUCGGCCAGGCCGAGUAUCCGCACCUCCGGCGCAACCUCGAGCGCGAGACGUGGGCCAGGGAGGAGGAGCAGCACCUAUUCAGGGGCGCACUCCUUCACGAGUUCACCAAGGAGAUCCACCAGGUCGAAUCGGGCAGCGUCGGCGACCUUGCCAGGAAGUGGGCGUCCGCGUUCCCGAGCCUCCAGCAGCGCCUGAGGGCGAUCACGUCGUCGACCACGGAUGGACAGUGCGACGUCCUGCACCUGCACACCACGCUCGAGCUGAGGGAGAAGCCCGGCUUUCCUGCCGACUCGAGCCUCAGCUCUUGGGUCGAGAUCAGCAUUGAACAGCCGCACUUGCUCAACCACCGAUGGAGGGUCGAGACACACCUUGUCGGGCCUCCGGAGCUCAGCUAUGCCCGCGAUGACUCAGGGGAAGAAGGCUCGUACCAGGAAGAUAUUUAUGAGCGGCAUGGUGAGUUUACCAUCAAGUACCAGCAUCAGCCGGGAUGCGACGGCUCGCGCAGCAGCAGCAGCAGCAGCAGCAGCAGCAGCAGUGACAGUGCCCGCGGACACUGUGACUGCCUCUCGCGGUGCAGCGGUCGGGACGCGUUCUCGGUACCGUUCCCGAUUCCGUUCCCCGCUACCGCCUGGGCCCAGACACUCACCAACUGCGCCGAGUACCCGGCGUAUCCGUCCAGCGGGAGCAAGAGGCAUGCGCGCGGGUGGGGCGUCGAGUGCGAGAGAGAGGAGGACAGGGAAGAGGCGGGAUGGCGCCGACGCGGCAGCAAAGAGCCUACGCAAAUGGACCUGGUCCCCAAGAUCGCCAUGAUGCAGGAGAUCUUGUCGUGCCCGCCGCCCGCUCCGUCCCACCAAGGGGAGAGCAGCGAAGCUUCUUCGGAACAGGGCUGGACACGUCGCGGGCUGAUCCUCUGGACGUUUGACACCAUUCACAGCGUGGCCAAGGAAGGAGGGAGAGAAAGGGGGAAGCCGCAGACGGCCUCGGGCGGGAGGACCUGCUGGCGCUUCCUGACUAUUCUCGAUCCCUCCAGCGAGCAUCACCUGCGGCAGGCCGCGGUCACCAGCCGCCGGACGCCCGCUGAUGAGUUCCGGGGCGUCUCGGACAGCCUCGCCUGCGCUUCGCGGCCCGGGUCCCGCGCUGCCAUCCCGUCCCCGACCCCGAGCUACCCGCAGCACCCGAGCGCGACCACGAAUGAGAACUUCCCGCCGGCCUGGAACAAUGUUGCUGUAGGGCCAGGUGCGGCGCUGUCCCUCCCUCCGACGACGCGAGCCUACGGUGCCGAUGUCGAUGCCAUUUCACAUGCGAUACCACCGCGCGCGGCCGCGGGCGAGGCAGGGUACGAGCUGCCGGACAGCUUCGGCGGCAGCCACGGCGGGCUAGCAACGCCGCCUUCGACCGCCUCCACGGCCAGCUCGCUCACGCAGCCCUUCAGCACCGCCUCGGCGGGCUCCGACGUGUUCCCGGGCUACGUGUCCCCGCCGCACGGCCCCGUGACGACGGCGGAUCCGGGAGCCGGCCCGCACACCCUCGGCGGCGCGCUCCCGGGGGCGAUGACGGACCCGUUCCUGUCAGACGUGGGCGGUGCAUACGGCGGAGCGCAGGACGGCAUCAUCCACGGCUGGGACAGUCACGUCGCCGUCGCCGUCGCCGUCGCCGGGUUGGAUGCGGAUCCCUGGUCGUCACCGGGCUAUUCCGACGCCAGCGCGGCCGCCCAUCAGGUCCAUCAUCACGACACCAUCGCCUGGUCCGCGGGGACGCAACCGCAAACCGUCCGGUCACGCCGGGGCAGCGAGCAGCAGCAGCAGCACCACCACCACCACCACCAACAUCACCACCCCUCCGGGUCGCCAGAACAGCACACGUGGGCAUCGUCCACCCACUCUGACAGCAUUAUCGACAACCACGAACUGUGGAUGCCCCCGAUCGCGGCAGAGACCCAGACCCCGGCAGCAGAGACGGCCCCU